Lithohypha guttulata is the source of this 1026-nucleotide messenger RNA. RefSeq lists its product as uncharacterized. Bases 1 to 1026 code for a protein of 341 amino acids. The record is from RefSeq and is a predicted model, not a curated record. The transcript has a single exon. NCBI's taxonomy places the organism in Eukaryota, Fungi, Ascomycota, Eurotiomycetes, Chaetothyriales, Trichomeriaceae.
AUGGCAUCACUUGAACAAGCCAAACCCGUCCACCUGAUCUUGGACUUCGAUGGCACCCUUACGAAGAAGGACACGAUGCACAUAGUGGCGGAAGCGGGUUACUCACGACAGAGGAAACUGCAUCGUAUGCCACCACCUCAACCAUGGAACGAGAUUGUGGAGGCCUAUAUGGCUGACUUUCAGAAACACUCUGAUUCCUACACACCGAAAGUAUCAGAGAGGACUUCAAUAGCUCAAGAAGUGGCUUGGCUUAAUAGUCUCGAACUUAUCGAGAAGGCUUCAAUUGCACGGGCUCUCCAAGCAGGAAUAUUCGAAGACGUGAGAUGUUCCGAUAUAUCGAAGGUGGUACAAGCAGCUCUCAAGGAAGAUCGGGUUCAGCUACGGAAUGGCUGGAGAGAACUAUGCUCAUCCGUCUGGCACCGUAAUAGGCAAUGCCGUUCAACUGGAGGCUCGUUGAGUGUACUAAGCGUCAACUGGAGUACAUCGUUCAUUCAGCAAGUCCUCGAUGUCAGUAUGCAGGCGACAAGCCCUGAGCAAGGAGCCCACGAUUCUACAUGGCUCUCAAACCUGAGGAUCUACGCAAAUGAGCUUCCGAGCAUUGUCCAGGAAACGACAGAUACCCGGAGCGAGAAAAUAGAACAUCAGGAGAUCAGAACAAGUGGUGACAAGGUCAAAGUCCUUAGGGACAUAGCCUCGAGGUCGAAGGAUCAUCAAGGUCUUUCGAAUGCCCUUGUGUUAUAUGUUGGUGACUCAUCUACGGAUCUCGAAUGCUUGCUGGCAGCAGAUAUCGGCAUCUGCAUUCGUGAUCAGCCUAUAGGUAGUGGACAAAAAGACCUCGCUAACGUCUGCAGCAGACUGGGUAUUGACGUCCAGUCAUUAGAUGCCCAGGUUGCACUACGAUCGAAGGACAAGGAAUAUCCUGUGCUGUUCUGUGCCAGAGAUUUCCCGGAGAUCAAAGACUGGUUUCUUGCGCAGAACUUGAUUGCAUUCGACAGCGACACCAACAGCACGGAGACUACAGGCUAA